AUGCCAUUUAUCCCGCCCUACCUCUGCGACUCGCUGCCCCCCAGCGCAGUCCCCAUAGACCCCCCGCCCACCAGACCCCAGCCAGCACCCAGCCGCCAUGAACGCAGGCCAGAUGCCCACCUCCCCUUCCCGCCCUCCCACGCCCGGGGCAAAGCCACAAGCUCAUCUCUCGGUCUCGGCCUCCCCUCCAUCAGCACAAACGUAUCAGACCUCCUCCUGUCCUCCCUCCUCCCGCCGGAUCUGCCAAAGAUCCCCAGCGGCGGCAGGCCUUCCGGGGUCGGGGUCGGCACCGGCGGACCAAGGGAAUUGACCACGCAGCGAGAAGGACUCAGCGUACCAGUGCUGAGCAACAAUUUCAGGCGGUUCGUGACCAGGGUAGGGCCUAUUUUCUGGCUGCAGGACAGGGUCGAGGAGGUCGUCUUUUGGCGGAAACCGGUGUGGACGUGGGGCUGGAUGCUGGCGUGGGCUUUCAUCUGUUUCCAGCCGAGGGUGCUCCUCCUCCUCCCUUCUCUGGGUCUCCUUGUGCUCCUACUGCAUAUCCACGAGCGCAACCACCCCCUCCCAUCGCUCCUCGGCAUCAUCGCCCCAGCACCCCUGGCCACUACCCGAGUCGAGCAACAAGGCUCGGAGAAGGGAGAAGACAGCCCCGGUAGACUUGCCUACACCUCGACGACUACGAGGGACGAGUCUGGUGAAGUCAUAGGUGUGCCCGCCGUGCCGCCGAAGGAGGCCGAGAGCGGCGUCGACUAUUACAUGAACAUCCAAGCUAUCCAGAACCUCAUGGGUCUCGUGUCGGAUGCAUACGACUACAUAGCCCCCCGCUUCAACGUAAUCCAACACCCCUCCCAGAACACCUCCCCCACCUCCCUCCCCUUCACCCACACCCACCUCAUCCUCCUCCUCCUCCCGCCCACCCUCAUCCUCCCCCUCACCCCGCCCCAACUCUUACCAUACCUCCUCCUCCCACUCGGCCUCUUGCCCCCCUUGGUGUUCCACCCCAAUCUUACACCUUGGCUCCUUGCUCUCCCGCACGAUAGACGCGUGCGCAGGGUAAGGGAUCUAGUCGAACACUGGCUCUUGACAGACCGACUGCCGGAUACGUUUAGCGGCAAGACGAUAUCACAAGUAUGUGUAUGGGAGAAUGAGAGGUUGGACCCAAAGUUGCCUGCUCCGGGGCCGAUACCCCCGACAGCGUGGUCGUCCCGUUACUUACGACAGGGCGAUCGGCAGGCGUGGAUCAAAUCUUCCGAGCCUGCCCUCAACCUUGAAUCUUCGGCUGAGGACAAGGAAGGAGCAGGAUGUCUCUGGAAAUCAACAGAAACGACCCUCUCACCAGAAGCCGACGAAGGCGUCGAAGCCCAAGUGCUCGCUCUCAAACCGGGGUGGGAGUGGGUACCGGGGGAAGAAUGGAGAGUUGAUAUGUCGGGGGAGUGGAGUGGGUUUGGGAUUGAUGAUGAAGGAUGGUCAUACACAGACGACUCUUGGCAGAACGCCUCCCCGACGCCAUACACAGAAGCAGACGUGCCAAACACCAAUACUUCUUCUUCUGCUUCUGCGUUUGCGAACGCGUCGGCGUAUGGGUCGCUGAGUUUGGGCAGGGAUAUGCCGAAUUUGGGGUUGAGGCGGGUGACGAGGAGGAGGAGGUGGUGGAAAAGGGUUUAUCGGGUGGAGAGUUAG
Messenger RNA from Cryptococcus wingfieldii CBS 7118, 1677 nucleotides. RefSeq lists its product as hypothetical. The coding region runs from base 1 to 1677 and encodes 558 amino acids. Lineage: Eukaryota; Fungi; Basidiomycota; Tremellomycetes; Tremellales; Cryptococcaceae. The record is from RefSeq and is a predicted model, not a curated record. Gene Ontology annotation, cellular component: peroxisomal membrane. Gene Ontology annotation, biological process: peroxisome organization. The transcript has 4 exons.